Messenger RNA from Hyalella azteca, 4199 nucleotides. Its product is annotated as mucin-17-like. Lineage: Eukaryota; Metazoa; Arthropoda; Malacostraca; Amphipoda; Hyalellidae. The coding region runs from base 142 to 3636 and encodes 1164 amino acids. The transcript has 7 exons. The record is from RefSeq and is a predicted model, not a curated record.
GUUACGCUAUGCAGAGGUUUUCACAGUCUUAGAUCUAAAAUCUGAAUCUGAAAACUGUGUUCUUGAGCGCUGGCUAAUCUUGUUUGCGGCCUUCCCGUAUUCAUUCCACGUGCAACACUCGCCACACCAUCUCUUCAGACGAUGGGCGUCUUCUUAGUGGCUGCUACUCUAUACCUACUCGUCGUGGUACCAGAUGUACGAGGCUACGUUUGUUGGACCGAGGGUGGCGUUUUGAAGUGCAAGACUCCAGACGGUUCAGUGCACAUCAGGCCUAUUAAAGACGUCAACAAGUUAGAUUUGGGUGAUAGACUCUUGUCGGCACCGCCUCCUAGUUUUCUGACGACCCCCAUCUUGAGGUUACAAGAACCCACCUCUUCUUUCUUUCUGGAAAACCCUCGUGUAAUCAACGUGAUGAGUACUCCUGAGUCUUCAACUUUAGUAACAAGAGACGUUAAUUUGCCAGUAACCGACAUUGGAUUACGCUUAGCAGGUGCUAGCGUUUCUUCAUUAGUUCCUCGGUCACCAAAUUUGUCGUCCUCUCUCGUUCUGGUCACGACUUUACAUCACACCCUCUCUUUAAGAGACGAAAUUUCGUCCGGGAUAGAAUCCGCUCGCAUAACGACAACGUUAACAGCAGACUCUGUCCUGUCAACGUCAACCUCUGUUCACAGUUUUGAUACAUAUUCGAGACCUGAUGUCAAUUUGGAUGCGUCCACCGCUGGUAUGGGCACCUCCACCUCUGCUGGAGCUACUUCCACCGCUGGUAUGGGCGCUUCCCCCGCUGCUAGGGCUACUUCCACUGCCGCUCAGACGGAUGCGUUUCCAGUGACGCUUCUUUUAAAUCGAAGUAACUUUUAUUCCGACCAAUCAUCGUUCGCUUCAGAGGUCAUUUCGCCCGCAAAGUUGUAUACCGCAACGACGCCUCACUCGAUUGAUUUCGGGAAUGGCCUGCGCAGUUCAGAUGCCUCAACGUGCUGCUGCCGAGAGGUGACUCGACGUGGCGACGUCAGAAGGCUGAUCAGAGACGGCGAUGUCCCCGAGAGAGACGCGUGGUUCAUGCGACCGUCACACGUGACGCGUACAUUUUGUAGCGCAGGCAGCUGCGGGGACGUCGACCUGCGCUCCACCAUGCGCUGCUUCCAGAAAUUCCGCGCGGUUUCGAUUUCGCUUCACCGUCUGAACCAGAACAACCAAACACUAGUGGUGCCGGUGGAGGACGGGUGUGAGUGUGGAGCUGUUCCACAACCUGAAGCCUCCGAUGUUGGCCAAGAAGUGGGUCAGCCGCACCGCGGUGGCCAAGAGGACAACACGUUGGUACUGAAAAACGGUGGCCUAGCUAACAUAGCAAGCAUGAUCAGCGCUAGCCUGGUAUCGCUGGCGUCAGUUUCCAAUCAAUUGCUGUCACUCAUUGGCAUCUCUGAGCCGACCAACGAUGCCAAGGCUCUUGCAGGGACUCUGGGGGAGACAGCCGGCCUUAUCGAACAAGCUGCGGAUCAGUUAUCCGAUCUGAACUCGACCGUCGUAUUUGCCUCUAAGUUACCACACGGUGCGUUACCUUUACAGUCUCCUGCAGGCGUCACAAAAACUGUAACUGUAGUUACUUGCUUUUCUGAGGAUGCCACCACUACUGAGAUUACCGCUAAACCCACUUCAAAGCUGGGUACUAGCGAAGGUAUUGUGUUAGCUACCUUAUCUAGCACUCCGUUUGAAAUCUUACCGGAGGCAACGUCACUCAUAAGUUCCCCCGUUUUGUUGACGUCAAAAUCGAGCCAAAUUUUUACACCUACUCGGGAAGUCUCACAGGGACAAAAACCAUCAAGCGCACUAGUGCUACCACUACCAGAAAGCAGUUUGUCAACGAAGCAUACAGUAACUAGUACAAUCUAUACAUCAGCUCAGUACUCGCCGAUCACCUCGCUUCAGCCCUCGCUUCCUACGGACGUCGUGGGCGCAGGAAAUUUAGUUACCGACAAACCAACACCUGCCAGUUCUUCUCCAACGUCAGCCCUGGCAGUAUUCGAAGCUAGUACCUUGUUCUACGAUCAAACGGCCUUUCCCCAGAAUCAGUUCCUUGAUCAUAUAAUCUAUCACACGCAAGUUACUACGUUGUACGUUAGAAAUGGCACAACGUUCAUACAAAACAUUGGUGGCUCUCCGACCGCAGUACAGGGCGGCAUUGCACACCCGGCCACCGACGUUCAGUUCACAAAUCCAGUAGACAAUAGUGGUCUCUCAUCGUCGACUACUCGUAUACAAGAGUCUAAAGCAACCGCAGUUCUGCCUACGUACACAAGUGAUUUUACGACAGGCGUUUCGUCUUCACGCAUCACCGUGAAAUUACCUACUGCAACGACCAUUUCAUCGAGUGUUAGCUCACAGACAGAGUUAGAUACAAGAACUCCAACGGUCGCUCAUUUCCCGGAAAUUCUUACUAGUGCACCAGUUUUGGAUCCUAGUUCUACCAGCGUUGUUACCGGCGUCCAUAUCACUCCUACGAGCAUUUCCCUGCCUCAGACGCUGACCUCGGCUACUGUAACGUCGAGUAAAACGUCAAGUCCGGUGGUCACUCUAUCGUCAGCCGUAUUGAACUUCCCCACGAUCUCGACCUCGGAUGUCGAAGAAGGUUCAGGUUCAGGUUCUGGUUCAAGUGAGGAAAGAGUAAUUGACAUCGCUAAGUCUUUGAUAGUAUUGAAGGAACGGAUGAAGGAAUGUCUUGUAAACCAAACCGAGGACACGAAAGCAAUUUUCCAGUCUCAGAACGAAGAAUUUUUGUCACAGCCUCUUCUGCAGCAGGCUCGUUUGAUGCCAAUCUGGAGGGACUUCGCAGCUUCCAAUAUUCUGCAAGACUUGGACCGUGAGAAGAUCAAGCAAUGUGCCAGCACUUUGAACUUAACGUUACCAAUGACUGAUAUAUCACAAGAUCUUGCGUCAAACCUGAAAUCGUUACCCCGAGUGUCAGGUUUACUGAUAGCUACAUUAGAACUUAGUCAUUGCCUAAACCUGCAGACCUCCUGUGAAGCUCUCACAGGUCGUCGCCUAAGAAAACGCUUGGCUGCCGCUCAGCUCAUCGGUAUGAAACUGACGGAAUCACGGCGUUCAGAAAGGAACCUCGUCAGCCUCAUUGAUCUCGUAUUUGUCGACUCGAAUAACGCGUCUUUCUUUGACCAAGACGCGCUGCAGACGAACAUUCUUUCGAGAAUAUCCCUCAUCCGGGAAUUCGGUCGUGCUUUGGACUGGUCUAUGGCUGAGCUCUCAGAAGCUCCGAAUGAACUAGCAUUUGACUCGUUGAUGGUCGUCCUCGCGUACAACGCCAAACUCAAGCCUCUGCUAGAGAAUUACCAAGAGUCUUGUUUAAGUCAGACUAAAGGUCAAGUAACUAAGUUCCCAAGCGUUACCAACCCCACGCCGGUCUCUGCCACCGAGCAGGUACAUUCUCCGUCCUCCCCAACCAGGUCUACCGCAAGUCCCGUCACUACCACGCUUCCGACUACCACGAUCGUACGUCCCACGCCAACGACGUCAAGUCCCGCCGCAUCGAAAACGUUCACGGACGUGCCAGAAUUUCACCCAAUAGGAUUAUCUCUGGAAGAAGUGAGACAGCUCGUAUUUGGACCAUCGAAACCUAAAGCCACUUGAAUUCUUUCCUUCCUUAAUCUUCCCAUACUAUAAAAAUCGAUUGAAAUUAAGUAGACAUUUAUUUCACACUUGGGAGGCUAGUGAGUUGACGAGUUAAGUAGAUACUGAAAAUUUCUUGUGAAAUGCAACUCCUGUGAAGUUUGACUUUUGGCUUUGUUCCUUAGUAAAAGUAACAAAUAGGGUGGUAAAAGUUAUCGUUUUUAAUUUAAUUGUUACAACUCAACUAAUAUAGUUUCAUGAAAAGGCUUUUCUGCAGAAUGCAUCAUAAUACAAUCAAUUUACUUUCAUCAGACUCCAAUAUGGAUUAAUAAAAUUUGACAAUUUAGCGCAAAUUGUUGCAAAUUACAUGUAGGAAGUAUGUACCUUGCAAAUUCCAACGUCGCACCGUUCGAGGUAUCUUAAAGUAUCGAAUAGACUAGAUGGAAUCAUGACUUUUAAAAUGUGCAAAUUCAAAAAUAUCUUCAAAAUCGGUACGCAAUUUUUCGGUAGAGGUGAAGUUAAUUUCCUAAGAGUGAAUUUCCGGGAAACUAUACGUCCCAAUAAAAUGUUAUAACCAAAUCAAA